AUGGUGGGCGUUUUCCGACGUUCUCUUUCUUUCCCAAACAAGCCUGGCUCCGCCGCGGCCACCCGUCAACCGAAGCCUCGGAUUUCCCGCCACCUCCGAUCCAUCAGUUUACCAUGUAGAUCCCAUCCCUUGAUCUCUUCCCUCAAGGAUGAGAUCGCCAAUCUCAAAUCUUGGUCGUCCACCGACCACCGCACCGCCGCUUGGCUUUGCCGCGGUCUAGCCACCGUCAAACUCAUACAUGACUACCUUGACGACAUCCUCCAACUCCCUCAGUCACGUGAGUCUAUGCGUCGGCUCUCGGCCACGUGGGUCGAGAACGUUCUAGAAGGCUUCCUCCGCUUCAUCGACGCGUACGGAAUCUUCCAGAGCCUCAUCCUAGGGUUUCUAGAGGAGCACGUGGCAGCGCACGUGGGAAUGCGGAGAAAAGAGGAAACAAAAGUAGAGUUGUACAAAAAAGCACGAAAACGGAUGGCGAAAGAAACAGGGAAGUUGGGUUGGGUAGUCCGGGCGGGUGUGACGGAGGCUGCGGUGGUUUCAGAGGAGGACGAGGAGUUGACGGUGGUGGUAAAGGAUGUGAUGGAGGUGACCGGGAUGGUUUCUGUGGCAGUUUUUGAGGGUAUUGGUGUAUCUUUGGGAUGGAGGAGAAGGAAUAGGAAUUGGAUGGGGAAGGGGAAGAAGGUUAAGGUUGAGAAUGGGAUAAUGGAGUUUAUGGAAGUGAGUAUUGAAAAAGGUGAGGAGGAUGAAGUGAAAAUGAAGGAUUUGGAGGAGUGGAUUAAGAGCAUACAAAGUGGAGCUCAGAAUCUCUUUAGAACUUUGAUGAAUACUAGAGUCUCUAUACUCAAUUCUCUCUCCCAUUAA
Molecule: messenger RNA, 858 nt
Organism: Benincasa hispida (wax gourd)
Lineage: Eukaryota; Viridiplantae; Streptophyta; Magnoliopsida; Cucurbitales; Cucurbitaceae
Biological process (GO): shoot system development; root development
Source: RefSeq, a predicted model, not a curated record